AUGGCGACUUAUGAAACGGCAAAGGAUCAGUUUGUUACUGUCGAUGGCAUCAAGUUUGCCUAUCGACGGUUUGGUAGGGAUCAUGGCGUUCCUCUUGCGCUGCUCAUGCACUUUAGAGGAACAAUGGAUCAUUGGGAUCCAGCUCUGGUGAACCCAAUCGCCGCGAAACGUCCCAUUAUCCUCAUCGACAAUGCUGGUGUAGGCCGCUCUGAAGGUGAAGUCCCCAAGGUCUUCUCCAAGUGGGCGCAGUACUACAUCGACGUCCUCCGCGCAAUUGGCGUCAACAAGGCCGAUGUCUUGGGCUUCUCCAUGGGUGGAUGCGUUGCACAGCUCGUCGCUCUCAACGCGCCAGAUCUAGUCCGUCGACUCAUCCUUUGCGGAACGACACCCAGCACAGGCGAAGGAGUUGUGCCAGCAGCCUCACUAGAACCGUUUAAUCGUCUCAAAGCUACCAAGACAGAAGAAGAGCACAAAGAAGCUUUCAUGUUUAGCAUGUUCCGCACAUCAGAAAAUAGCAGAAAGGCAGGCGAGGCAGCUUGGAAGAGGAUCACAGGUGCACGAAAAGACAGAAGCAACUCUGUCGAUCCAGCAAACGCUCACCGACAAGGAAUUGCCUUUGCCAAGUUUAUGGAUCGCAAGCAGGCCAAGGAUGCUUCAUACGACAGGUUAGAGGAGCUCAAGAUGCCAGUGCUGAUUGCGAACGGAAGCGAGGAUCUUCUCUUGCCGGAAGAAAACAGCUAUGUGAUGUGGAGGAAGUUGAGACAUGCUGGGGCUCAGCUGCAUUUGUUUCCUGACUCUGGACAUGGCUUCUUGUGGCAGUAUGCGGACGUGUUUUCCAAGAUUAUCAAUGAUUUCCUGGAUGAUGAGCCUAAGAUUUCGAGUCGGCUGUGA
Molecule: messenger RNA, 891 nt
Organism: Fusarium vanettenii 77-13-4
Lineage: Eukaryota; Fungi; Ascomycota; Sordariomycetes; Hypocreales; Nectriaceae
Exons: 3
Coding region: 1-891 (296 amino acids)
Source: RefSeq, a predicted model, not a curated record